This is a messenger RNA of Ricinus communis (castor bean), 1380 nucleotides long. RefSeq names its product peroxisomal membrane protein 13. The transcript is spliced from 5 exons. Gene Ontology annotation, biological process: protein import into peroxisome matrix, docking. NCBI's taxonomy places the organism in Eukaryota, Viridiplantae, Streptophyta, Magnoliopsida, Malpighiales, Euphorbiaceae. Gene Ontology annotation, cellular component: peroxisomal importomer complex; peroxisomal membrane; peroxisome. The record is from RefSeq and is a predicted model, not a curated record. The coding region runs from base 156 to 1055 and encodes 299 amino acids.
CGCUGGGAAGGAAAGUGAAUAGAGAUAAAGCUUGUACCAAAAUCGAAACUUCCACACGCGUUAUUAUUCACACGAACCUCUCUCUCUCUCCCUGUCUAUCUCUCGUGUAAGGUGGGCACAGAGAUCAACACACAGCCCAUAAUUUUUCACCGUCUAUGGACUCCAGUUCCCAGCCGGCAGGUGGGAGUCCUCCUGCAAAACCUUGGGAAAGAUCAGGGACCUCGUCGUCUGGCCCUACGCCUUUUAAACCGCCAACACCUGGCAGUACCAGUGAUGUAGUUGAGGCAUCUGGAACAGCAAGACCAGGUGAAAUUGUUCCAGCUGCUAAUAGGACUACUGCUGUCAACAACACUAAUACUCUUGGUAGACCUGUACCCACCAGGCCGUGGGAGCAGCAAACAUAUGGUAGCUCAUAUGGAGGAUAUAACUCCGGCAUGAAUUAUAACUCUGGAUAUGGUUCUGGGAUGUAUGGUUCUUCAUAUGGUGGAUUGGGAGGGUCUUAUGGCAGUGGAUUGUAUGGAAACAGCAUGUAUAGAGGAGGUUAUGGCGGUUUGUAUGGAGGUGGCAUGUAUGGUGGGGGAACGUAUAGUGGUGGUUUUGGUGGUGGCUAUGGAAUGGGGGGAAUGGGUGGGAUGGGUGGGAUGGGUGGAAUGGGAGGAAUGGGGCCUUAUGGUGAUCAAGAUCCGAAUAAUCCAUAUGGUGCUCCUUCAUCUCCUCCUGGAUUUUGGAUUUCUUUUCUUCGAGUGAUGCAAGGUGUUGUCAACUUUUUUGGUCGUAUAUCAAUUCUGAUAGACCAGAACACCCAGGCUUUUCACAUGUUCAUGACUGCGAUGCUUCAGCUCUUUGAUCGCACAGGCUUGUUGUAUGGAGAGUUGGCCAGGUUUGUGUUGAGGUUGUUAGGAAUCAAAACAAAACCCAGGAAGGUUCAAGGACCAGGACCUGAUGGACUUCCUGCUCCUCACAACCCCCAUGGGAAUCAGAACUACAUAGAGGGGCCUAAGGGUGCUCCAAGUGGUGGAUGGGAUAAUGUUUGGGGAGACAAUGGUAGCAGUUAAGCUGAACAUAUACAAUUUACUAGGGAAGAAACUAGAGAUGAGAGCUGUGUUAUGGAAGGAGGGGUUGAGAUGGAUGCAGUGCUCAUUGAAGGAGGUUUUCUUGCUGAACCAAGUCUACUGUGUGCUUGAAAUAAUAGACUCUUGUCUCUCAAAAGAAGGCAAGCAUCCACAACAAAAUAGUUGUGCCAAAAUUUUCUUCGUGCCUGAUUGUUGUACCAAUUGUGGAAAGGGGGGAGAUAUUAUAAAUGUUAGAAAUGAUGGGAGAUAUUUGGAAUAUAUAACAUUCUAUUCUAUUUAAAUAAAUAAUGAUUACUGUUUCAAAUUA